CCUUGAUUUUGGUAUUCAGGGGUUCCGAUCGCGUCGCGCGCUCGAGAAGAAGCGCUUGAAGAACAAGACGCGGCAAUUGAGAAGGACGGUUUUCCAGAAUUCGAGCUUCUUCGACAGGCCGAGGACGUCCGAGUUUAGUUUCUUCAAACGGUUCCAGCAGUGUCUGCCAGAAGUACACACCCCAGAGCGAGACGAUCGAACAAUCGACUCGGGAAGCGACAAAAAUGAUGAUUUGAGCUACAAGGGAAGCUACGAAGAAAAUACUGGAAGUCACAAGGAUGAUGGUGAAAUCUACUUCAAACGUUCCAAAGAAAAUCGAGAUUUAAGUUCUCCAACUCAUACGCAAAGACACAAUGAUGGAAUGUUAAGGGGAAGUAAAAGCGAUGAUGGGGCAAUCUACACGGGCAACUAUAAGAACAUAUUCACGCGAAUCCAACAUAAUCUCCAAGAACUAUCAUCUCGGAGUUCCAAAUCUAAGGGGCCUCCCAGAGUCGAAACACUGCUCAGGAGGCUGGACGUUGUUAAUCCGGCCAUCUCGUGCGAGGAAAAAGGCCAUAAACUACUUCAACCUGGAAGUCCCUUACUGCUUGAAGACGAAGAGGAUUCUCACUUCGAAGCCUUGAAGAACUGGAAUAUCAAGGAGAUGACGGAAUUAGCGUGGAGUUCCGGGCUUUCGGAUGACAAUAGUGCGGAUUGGGAGGGGCAUGUUGAGAGUCGUUCACAGCUCAAAGACGACGACGGAGAUUCAGACUACGAAGCACUGAAAACCUGGAACGUCAAGGAGAUGACAAGAUCGGCAUGGAGUGCUGGACGGUUCCCAAAUGUAAAUCUCUCAAGCCAGAGUAUCGAGACAGACAAGCUCGACAGUCCAGGCCAGCUGUUCGAGGUGCCGCAACAGGACUUACUCUCGUCGCUAUAUUCCGAGCCGGAAGAAGAAAAAUUGAGCUUUGAAGUUACGAAGGAUACAUUGGGACUGCAUUCGAUAGAUGGAAACGAUUCACAGCUUGAAGGCGACGGCCAUUCAGACUGCGAAGAACUCAGAUCGGCUGGACAGUUUGAUAUCUCGGAGAUCCAAGAAGAACUCAGAUCGGCUGGACGGUUUGAUAUCUCGGAGAUCCAAGACGAAGAAGAAGACGGAUACAACCAAGGAUACGACAGUCCAGGCAAGCUCUUUGAGGUGGACUCCUUAUGUUUCAAGCUGGAAGACGACUGUCCAGGCAAGCUCUUUGAGGUGUCGCAGCAUGACUCGGUAUCUUUCAAGCCCGAAGAAGAAAACUUCGACUUUGAAUUUCCAAAGAAUCCAUUGGACGGCAUUUACAAGUCGGGAGCGAGGCUGGCUCUGCAAUCACUCGUUGGCUUUACAACUGGAAACUCUGAUACACUUGACUGGUGAAGACGUCAAGUUCGUGAGCCUGGCAACGUCCUUUUGGUCCUCCGACGUCCCUGUGGUCCCGGGAGAGGACUCGGUGCCGGCGGAAGCGAGAGUGAACUCUUUGGAGGUGGAGGAGAGCGAGGAACGGGCCUUAUGAAGACGAUUGGUCCUGGUCUCAGUGGUAGCCAUGGCCGAGGGAUUGGAUUCACAUCGCGAUAGUCUUGGCGAAACAUCCUGCCUUUGCUCUGGAAAACCUUCAAACAUCUCAGGUAAGCUGAAAAAGUUUCAUACAUACCACAGGUGAUUUGCUGCUGGUGUUCCCGCUAGAAAUCGCUACGAGAAGAAGCACAAGUGUCGCAACGAGGAGGUUUCUCUGUGCUGCUACAGUUGGGGACGACAUAACUGGGCCCUGAAAGGAUGAUUCUUCAGACAAGCUGUGCAUCCAAGUUAAAACAAUGGCGAGUUUAAUUUGCACGCGGUGAGGAGCAAAUCGCCGCGUUUACAGCAUUUAAAGCCGCUGACAGGUCAUUCCAUCGGCAUUGGCAGGCGCGACGAUCAAACAGGCAAGUAAGUUCGAGUUCCAAGUUUUUCGAUAAGCUGGCAGGUGUACUACAAUCGCAGAGUUCUUCUCUUAGAGGAAACAUUUGCUUCGUUACAAGAUCUUGCAAGCAUUUAACUAGUUAUCGAGCUCGAACGACAAUAUCUUUCCUAAAAACUAAGUAGAUGGUGAACAUACUUCUCAAGAACUUGACACCGAGCUUGGCUGUCAGCUACAUCGAGCGGUACAAGCUAUACUUAAAAGGCGGCUUUGAUUGGCCAGGAUCGAAAUCUUCCAGGGAUCUCUUGGGAAUCAUGUGAGCUUGCGCAACGAGCUGCCAAAACAAACACAAACUUAAAACCAAAAGAGGAGAGGAAACUUACGUGCUCGAAGUAAGUCUUUUCACGCUUCGGGGGAAGAGGAGCCGCAGUGUUUUCCAUGACUGACGGUGGACAGAAAUGGUCUGUCUGAAUCCCCAUGCAGCGAGGAUCGUCCGUAAGCAUCGAGCUCGACUGGCUUAGCUGCUCCUCCACCGGGAACCGAUCCCUUCUCGGGCUCAGGUCGACUGAAAAAACAAGGUGUGAGACCAGACCGAAUGAUCGAGUGGAAACGAUCUACAAAAAAAGGCACUAGCCUGGAGUUCCUCUAGCCGAGGAUGAUGACUGGCUUAGCUUGGUUCCUUCGAAACUUGUAUCGCUGCCAAAAGAGCUCAGUAGCAUGUUGGAUGCUCUCUUGAGCGACGAGUUA
Molecule: messenger RNA, 2657 nt
Organism: Selaginella moellendorffii
Lineage: Eukaryota; Viridiplantae; Streptophyta; Lycopodiopsida; Selaginellales; Selaginellaceae
Exons: 10
Coding region: 362-1393 (343 amino acids)
Source: RefSeq, a predicted model, not a curated record